Doryrhamphus excisus (bluestripe pipefish) is the source of this 3816-nucleotide messenger RNA. Lineage: Eukaryota; Metazoa; Chordata; Actinopteri; Syngnathiformes; Syngnathidae. The record is from RefSeq and is a predicted model, not a curated record.
GGUUUAAAGAGCUGACCUGUAGAAGAAGAAGUUUGAACUCAUUGACAAAAUCUGACCAAUCAGUCGUAGAGCCUGCAGCCCGGGUGUAUAAAUCUGGCAAGGUUUCUGUUAGCACAUCAGCCGCUGAGGGGAUGGUUGCAGGAGUCUGUGCCGUGUAAGGCUGGAUGACACGAGGGUUCACUCUGCAUCUUUUUGGCCGUGUUGGUUCCCUAUUGGAAUGAACGAAGAGAGUAAACCCUCCUCUCAUCCAUUCGUCCUCUUUGUCCCAGCAGGUGGAUGCGAGGCUGCUGGUCGGCAUGUGAUGGUUUAGCGAGAGACCAGUGUCCCCUUUCAAUGGUGUUUGAGUGGCGUCAUGUCAGGCAUGGAGGUCUGUCCCACGGUGAGCCAAAACCCGCCUCCACCGGAGGUGGUGAACCCGAGGAGGCCAGGACGUGUCACCAACCAGCUGCAGUACUUGGAGAAGGUGCUGCUCAAAGUUCUGUGGAAGCAUCAGUUCUCAUGGCCGUUUCGCCAGCCCGUUGACGCCGUCACGCUGAGGCUGCCCGAUUAUUACACAAUCAUUCAAAAGCCGAUGGAUAUGGGCACCAUUAAGAUGCGACUCCAGAACAAAUAUUACUGGAAAGCACUGGAGUGCAUACAAGACUUUAACACCAUGUUCACUAACUGCUAUGUGUACAACAAGCCUGGAGACGACAUCGUUUUCAUGGCCCAGACACUGGAGAAGCUUUUUCUGUUCGAAGUUUCCAAAAUGCCUAAAGACGAAUGUGAAGUUGCAACGGAACCAGCAAAAGGGAAGAAGACCAAUACUGGUGCGUUCAAGGCAAGACCCCUGGUGUCAGAGGUCAUCCUUCAGCAGACCGUGACAGUCAUCCCGUCUGAUGCGCAUCACCCUGUGUCACCCAUCCAAAUCUCCACUCAAAUGGAUGAAACGAUAAAAAAGGGUAUUAAGAGAAAACUGGACCCCACCCCUGCAGCAGUGAUGAGCAGCUUGCCGUCCGCUGUUAACGACCUGCCACCGUCCUGUACACUGUUGGCGAGGCGUGGCAGCGGGAGGCCCAUCAAAGUGCCAAAGAAAGACCUUCCCGCCUUCGAGGACAAGAAGGCCAAACUGUCUGAGCAGCUGCGGCACUGCGACGCCGUCUUGAAGGAGAUGCUGUCCAAGAGACACUACGCCUACGCGUGGCCAUUCUAUACCCCUGUGGAUGCCGUGGCUCUGGCCCUGCACGACUACCAUGACAUCAUCAAGCAGCCCAUGGACCUGAGCACCGUCAAGAAAAAAAUGGACCAGCGAGAGUACUUGACUGCCAAGGAGUUUGCCGCCGACGUAAGGCUAAUGUUCUCCAACUGCUACAAGUACAAUCCUCCUGCCCAUGAGGUCGUCUACAUGGCCCGAAAACUUCAGCUGUCUCUCUCAGUGCCCCUUUUUCUAAUCCUGUUGAAGAACAAGAAGAGCAUCAUUCUUUUUUUAUUUUAUUUUUCUUUUUUUUUAAACGUGUCAACAUUUGACCAGGAGGUUUUUGAGGCUCGCUACGCAAAGCUUCCACAGGAGCCACUCCGGCAGGUGGUGUCCAAAGGCGACCGAGUGGGAAGUCUGUCCACCGCGGGGAGUUCUUCCAAGAGUGAAAGUUCCUCAGACGAGGAAAGUUCAUCAGAGGGGGUCGCCACACAGCUUGCCAACCUGGAAGAGCAGUUGAAAGCAGUCAGUGACCAGCUGAGGAGACUCACGCAGGAUCCUCUGAUGAAACCCAAGAAGAAAGACAAGUUGAGAAAGGAAAAGAGAUCCAAAGAAAAGCACAUCACUGCACUCAAAGACAAAUCCUUGAAAUAUAAAAACAUUGGCGAGAAACACGGCAAAAGCUCUUCUUGUCAUGGCAACAGUAUUCCCAAAGUAGCCAUGGAGUGCAGAGCUGAGACAGUGCCUUCGACGCCCCAGGGGAAGAAGCAUCCCAAGAAGGACGCUCUACCUGCGGACAAACUGGGCAAGCUGGUGAGCGUCAUCAAAGCUGGUCAGGCCGCUUUGGCUGAUGCCGCCUCCAAGGAGUUUGAAAUCGAUGUUGAGAAGCUCAAGCCAGCGGCACACAGGGACCUGCAGAGGUUUGCAACCGCCUGCCGAAGGAAGUGCGACAAGACAGAGAGCAGGAAAAAGCAAGAGAAACACAUGGUAGUGAUGCAUUGUGGGAAGGAGAAGGACGCUGGGAGAUGCGAGACGCUCGCAAAGCAACAGCCGGCGGUGAAGAAAAAAAAAGCAGCAGCCAAACUGUCACCUGACUUCAGCUGUCCGUCUCAGCUGAGCAGCAGCAGCAGCUCGUCAUCAACUUCUUGCAGCAGCAGCAGCUCAUCCUCUUCUGACAGCGGCCGUUCUCCUGUGCCCAAAAUGAAGAAGAGCGCCAAAGGGUGGUGUCAAAAGCCAAAUAAAAAGGCUGCCAGUGGCAAGCAGACCCAGGGGGGGCGCUGUUUCCCCUCCUCCGGUGUCAGCCCUUGUCAUCCCGCUCCAGCUGUCUCGCUAACGCAGACCGGACGCCAGGCCGCGCGGUCUCAAGGCGAGCCGUGGCGUACCGGCGGGAUGACACUGCCGCCUCCAGACCUCGCCACACUUUUGUCCCCAAUGACGUCACCUGACUCACUGCUGGACUGGACUGCUUCCAGAUUUGAGAUCUCCAUGCUGUCCCCUCUGAAGGACAGUCCACAGCAAGCCAAAUACGAGACAGCGUCCAGUAAGUCAGCAGAGGACGCUGACAUGAUGACACAAUUGCUUUCCAACACAAAACAAAGCACGGAAAAUGGCCCCGACAUUGGAGUGGCUGAUGUACUGUCUCUACCGGAAAAGGGGCAGAAAAAGGACAUUGUUCUGAAAAACGCUGACUCAUGGGCUCGACUGGUGAGGCAGGCCGCUGGCCCCCCAACAGCCAUCAAGUCAUCCAAGGAGAGCUUCGAGCACUUCCGAAAGGCCGCCAUGGAGAAGGAAGAGCGCGAGAAGGUGCUGAAGAAGAAACAGCUGAAGGAGAACGAGACCGAGCCUCCUGAACAGAGCUUUUUAGGCCAAACAGAUAAAAGUCUUCCAUUGUGCAAAGAAGACGUUACCUUUCCAGAGACAGUCUUCACCGAGACAGCGCCACACACGCCCACACACGGCGAGCAGCCGACAUCUCCCGUGGAAACUCGGCUUGGGACAGCACAGGUCCCUGUGUGCCGAGAGCGGGAGCUGGCCCGAAAGAAGGAGCAGGAGCGUCGCAGACGGGAGACUCUGUCAUGCAUAGACAUGACCAUGCAGCAGGACAUCAUGACCACCUUUGAGCUGAACCUUGACUAAAAGGACAGAAAACACUGACUAACUUGAAAAAUGUGCCUUGAACGUGCCUGGAAGGAUACUAAUCCGUCUCUGGGAAUAUGGAGCCAUGUCGAACGUCUUGAGCACUUACAUUACCCGAUGAAUGUCUGCACUGCUACACUUUUGAGAAUGGCCUGAAACUGUAUUUCACGUCUCAGGAAGUGCUCAGACGAGCUGUCCCACUGCUGGAAGCCAGCUGGAAUUUAGUUGUCUUAUGGCGUUUUGUCGCCAUGUUUGUGUUAAAAAAAAAAAUACAAAAAAAAACGUGCACGUAUUUGUCAUUUUGUUUACGAAGAAAAUGAUCACUAUUUUCCAAAGAUCCUUUCUUAGCCACUGUGUUCUCUUCUACAAUCUCCGCACUUUACUUCAGUAUGUUCCACUUUGGAUAUGUUCAAAACAAGAGUUUUUCUUUGGCUUGUUUGUUUUUUUUACUGAAAAUAAAAGAUAUUUUCACAAAGCAAUCAUUGCCUUUGCAUGGGCUUUUAGGC